AUGAUCUUACCAAGUGAUGGGACUGUGUUACCUGCCAAAAUCCAACCUGCUCAUCUUAGACCAUUGGCAUAUAGGAUCUUGUCCAAAAAGUAUGGUUUAAGUAUUAAAUCAGAUGGGCUGAAUGCAUUAGCCACUAUCAUUGGGUCCAGGUUCGGUAUUAAUUGGAAGAAGAAUCCAGAUACUUUAAGAUUCUUGGAACAAUUUGCACAAGUUUGGAAACAGCAGGAUAGAGGUUUAUUCAUCGACCAGCUUGGCUGUCAAAAUGUUUUAAAUGAAAUUGAACAAAGAAAUUGUUUUGACAAUAGCCGGAAUAAUAGCCAUACACAUAUUCAUAUCCAUGAAUCAAAUUAUUCUGAUCCUCUGAUUAAUGUGGGAUCACAGACAAAAUUGGAUCACGAUAUGAGAAACAGCCUCAUUUGGACAGAUUACUAUAGGAUAAUUAAUGCAUCCGAGCAACAUUAUUUCCCAUAUGAUGGAUUCAAAAAGCAAUAUAUGUCUCCUCAACCGCCAACUUCUUUAAUCACCAAUAUAGAUCGUAAAAUAACUAGUUUCAUGACUCGCUAUUCUAUUAUAAGAGAUAGAACCUUAAGAAAUGAAAAUUUCCAAAAUUCAAACGACAAUUUUAAUCCAUUAUCCUCAAUGGUAGCAUUACAAAAUGACCUAUUACAAAAUAAUUUAGAUACUUCUACACCUUCCACGUAUAUGGCAAUUACCCAGAUUAAAAAUUUACUGGGUAGAGAUGGUCAAAAUUUCCUAAUUUUGGGUCUUUUAACCUACAAUGCUAAGGGAAACUUACAAAUGGAGGAUUUAUCUGGUAAGAUCGAAGUAGAUAUCUCCCAGGCAAACCCCACAGAGGGAUUAUAUUAUUAUCCAGGGUGUAUCGUUCUUGCUGAAGGUAUAUAUUUCACUGUAGGUCAUAAAUUUCAUAUAACAUCUGUGACACAUCCACCUGCAGAAAGAAGAGAAGAGACACAAGAUGCCAUUGGAAACAUAGAUUUUUUAAAUAUAUGUAACAAUAACGAUAAUUUAGACUCCCCCAUCACAAGGAUAAGUAAUGAUUUGAAAAUCAGAUUGUUGUCAUUAGAACAAGAAUUGAAUGCUCAAAAUUUGAGUAAAUUUAUUAUAUUAGGUGGAGAUAUUUUUUUAGGUCAAGAAAUUACAUUUAAUGCAUUGCAGAAAGUUUUUCAAAGGAUUGAAAAUAACAUUAUAGAGAAUGGCGUGGCUCCAAUAGGUAUUAUUUUCUUUGGGUCCUUCUCAUCAGCCCCAGUUUUUCCAUCAUAUUCUGAAACUCAGGUAACUACAGGUAAAUCUUAUGAAAUGAGUUUUGAGAGAUUGUAUCAGUUACUUAAUCAAUAUGAAAAUAUCAUAGAAUAUUGUCAAUUAAUCUUUGUACCAGGCCCUAAUGAUCCAUGGGGUGGAUCUCUUCUUCUUGGAGAUGGCCCUGCUUCGCCUCAAGAACCGAUUCCUUCUGAAUUCGUUAAAAAACUGAAAAGAUUAGGAACUAAAGUCAAAUGGGUCUCAAAUCCAAGUAGAAUAGCAUUUUUAUCACAAGAAAUAAUUUUGAUGAGAGACGACAUAAAUAGAAAAUUCAAAAAAUAUUCUAUCGAAUUCCCAUUAAUUGAGGAAGCUAAAAUUGAUACUGAUUUAAAUCAGGAUGUGGAAAUUUCAGAUAACGAAUAUAUUGAAGACCCAAGUGAUAAUGAAGAUGGGCCCAUGGCAAGACAUGAAACCUUACCCGAAAUUCCAGAAGUGCAAUUCAAUAUUAUAGAAACCAGGAAGUAUGUUAAGACGUUAUUAGAUCAAGGACAUUUGAAACCGUUUGCCUCAUCAUCUAUCAAUUAUAACCGUGACCACACAUUAAUACUGUCUCCAUUACCAUCAGUGCUUAUUGUGUGUGAUCCAACGGUACCACGGUUUGAUUUGACAUAUAAUGGUUGUAAGACGAUUAAUCCAGGUAAAUUCAUUCUUAAUAAAACUGCAAGAUAUUUAGUCUUUAAUGCGACCACAAGAACUGUUCAUGAAGAAGCAAUUUCAUUUUGA
Messenger RNA from Arxiozyma heterogenica, 2040 nucleotides. RefSeq names its product DNA polymerase epsilon noncatalytic subunit (gene DPB2). Bases 1 to 2040 code for a protein of 679 amino acids. Gene Ontology annotation, biological process: DNA-templated DNA replication; error-prone translesion synthesis. The transcript has a single exon. Gene Ontology annotation, cellular component: epsilon DNA polymerase complex. Gene Ontology annotation, molecular function: DNA binding. The record is from RefSeq and is a predicted model, not a curated record. NCBI's taxonomy places the organism in Eukaryota, Fungi, Ascomycota, Saccharomycetes, Saccharomycetales, Saccharomycetaceae.